This is a messenger RNA of Osmia lignaria (orchard mason bee), 4593 nucleotides long. RefSeq lists its product as uncharacterized. The record is from RefSeq and is a predicted model, not a curated record. Lineage: Eukaryota; Metazoa; Arthropoda; Insecta; Hymenoptera; Megachilidae.
GUAAAAGAAACAGAGAGUUAUCUAAAUUGCUAAUAUAAAAUACUAUUUUUAUGGUUGAAGACCAUUCAUAUGUCGCAAUCAUGGUUUUAAAUACGUAUUUAAAACGCAACAAUGCAUUGUGACAUUAUUGUAAAAGCUGAUGAAACAAUUAUUUUUGACUCAAAGAUUUAUAUAAAAGUUUUCUCCAGUAAUUGAACAAAAUUUACAAACUGUAUUCAUAAUGGAUGAAUCAAAUGAGUUUUACAAAAAGGUUCAAAUGUACCUUAUGAAGAAGAGUCAAGAAUGUGGAGAAUUAAAAUUUUUUAAUGCUUGUAUAACUCCUGAAAAUAGUAAUCAUAUCGAUGAUAUAUGCAAAUCAAUGAUUGAAAUAUUUGAAAUUAACAACAUACCUAUAAAAGAGAAAGCUGUAAUAAACAGUGAAAAAUGUAUAGAGGCAUACAAAUAUUUAUUAUUAAACACUAAUUUCAAGAACCAAGAACGUUUAGCAGAAGAUAUCAUUUAUGGACAUUUAGUUGAUAUGUGCCCACCUUUAUCUCCGUACUUACUUGUGCAAAUAAUGUGGAGUCUUGAAUAUGAAAAAAUUUUGAUUGCAUCUUUGCUAUAUGUACCUUUUGAUUUGUGUACCGAAAUACUGAAAAUAGUCACAAAAUGCAUAGACAAAUUACCUUUUCAAAGGUCAGUUGAAGUUGCGUAUCAUUUGAUAUUCAUUAUAUAUAGUAAAUUUCUUGAAUUAAAAGAAUGUGGUAUGCAGUCUGGAAGUGUUAAAGAGAGUAUACAAGAUUUGUUGAUUAGUUUUGAAGAAUUCUUAUUACUGUUAACAAAUUCGGAAUCACCUUAUUUAACAGAGUUAUUAGGUUUGAAAAAGUAUGAAAGACAUGGUAUUAUGUUAAAAAAAUUAAUUUGUACAAUAAGAAAAUGUUUAAAGAAGGAAAACAGUGAAAGUUUUGUUUCUAAAGAUCUUGAAAAAUUAUACCAAAUCACAUUUGGGAAAGAACCAUUUAUAAAGUGUGAAAAUAUGAUUGUUGAAAAUACUAUAUCAACAUUAAAUCAACAAUUAACGAAUAUAUUGUUAAAUAAAAUCAAAGAAAUUGAUUGUAAUAUCUAUUUGAGUUGGGCAGAAUUGGACGACGAAGAGAAUAACAUGAUUUCAUUACAAAGAUCUAUUGGACUUGAAUGUUAUUAUUUUAUAGAAUUUAUGAAGAACGAUGAAGAAUUAUCAGAAAAUACUCAUUUAAUAGAGUGUUUGCAGCAGUUAUCGUCGAAACCAGAUCCUAAGCAGUCAAACUUUGUCUUAAAUUUACAAGAACUUUGUUGUGCUAUAUCCGACGGUAAGAAGGAGUUAAUGAAAGAAUUAUUAUGCAGAUACAAAGAAUGGGAUCGGUCUAUACUUGAUUUUGUCUACAAUAAUAGAUCUUUACUAGAUAAAAAUGAUAUUUUAAUUCUACUAAAAUAUCUCACGCAUGUUUUCUCACAGUCAACCGAAGAAGAUUUGAAAGAGUUUAGUAAUACAUUAGUUACAAAAUUAGUGGCACUUCAAAGUGUACCAGAUAUUUAUGAAAUUGUAAUUAUGUAUCUGAUAAAAUAUGAUGGGAAAAAUUAUCUAGAAUCCCCGCAUACAGAAGAAGUAUUUAAUGAUUUUAUAAAACGAAAUGCAAACUUACAGACACCGAUGGUCUUAAAAACUGUUCUACUGUUUCUCUUGAAAAAUCCUAAAACUGUGUUGACUAUACUUGUAAAGAUCACCAUUGGUCACCCUCAAUAUGAAAAUAUUAUGAUCUCUGCUAAAGAUUUACUUCUGCUAUCACCCUUUAUGCAAAUAAGUGAAGAUAAUAAUGAGCUGUUCUUAACGAACAUCUUAAGGACCAUAUGUAUCGAAAAUUUCGAAUGGAAUGCAAAGAAAUUCAUGGAUUUUAUCCAAGUUGUAUUAGACGGUUCUAUAAUUAAAAUACACAAUUUGAUAAACAGUGUUUUUAUACCAUAUUUAAAAGAAGAUAUUUUUAACGUAUCAAACUUAAACUCUAUUCUUAAUAGUAUUCGUAAAUUACAAGUUAGAUGUACCAAAGAUACAAACGUGAAGGAUUUAAUAAUAGCACUUGCAGGAAAAAUGUCUUUCCUAAGAAAGAACACAAGUAUUCCGAGAUAUGUAGCCAGUGAAAUAUUUGUUCAGAUAACAAGAAUAUUAGAAUACUUUUUAGAAAUUAAAAACAAUCAGAUGCCUGUUUCAACGAAAAGACAAAUAAUCGAUAAAAUUGAAUGCGUUAUCGAACCAAUAGAUAAACUAUAUUUUUCACCUCUUUGGUAUUUAAGAAAAAAAGGUGUCAGUAUAAUUGAUAUAAUAGAAGAUUACGAAAGGCGCUGUUUCGUUGUGUUGAACAGAUUGAAAGAAGAUCCUCAAACUUCAGAGAGAUUACGACGUUAUUUUUCGGAUUUAAGCCUAGAAAGGGAAGAUUUCUUACGCCAUUUAAUUACUCGUUCAACAGAAGGAGAAUAUCAGAGAUUAGGCACGGAACUUACAAUAGUAUAUUGGUUCGCUUUUGGAUGGAACAACGAAAUUGAAGCAUACGAUCACUUUCUACGUUUAACAGUAGAAGCUUGUUCUUUAGCUCUGGAGUAUCCAUCUAUCGGAGGAAACGAUUUAUUUCCAUUUUUACUUAAGUCUUUCAUACGCUUUUGCAGAAUGUUUAUUUUGCUUGAAGAGUUUGAAGAUAAAGAACACGUAUAUAAGUCGGUAAUUAAAAAUAUAAAUCAACUCAACGAGAGCAUAAAACACAGCCCUUAUGCAAAUUUAUUUGAAAACUAUUUCACUCAUUUGUAUAAUCAUACAGGAAAUGAUUAUUUACAACACUUGCAAGAUAUUUUAAACUUUUGCUAUAGCUUCAGUGAUCAGUGUCUUGAAUACAAUCAUAAAUGUAACCAGGAAACUCGCAACAUACCUCAUUCUACAAAAGUUUCUCACUUUCAUGUAACUUAUGAAGUAAUUUCUACUUGUCUGAAAGUACCUGCAAAAGAAGCCUAUGACUGUCUCAGGAGGAUGAAUGAAUUAUUUGUUUUCAAUUAAACUAAGAAUAUUUAAGAGAUGCAUUUAAGUGACAUCAAAUAUUAAUUUUAAAAAGGUGGUGAAUUCUUGUGCUUUCAUUUUCCCUAAAACUUCUUUAAAAAAAAUGAGAGAAACUUGCUGGCCGAAAUAAGGAAAGGAAAUGAAACAAAUCUGGUCCUUGACACUUGAUAUGCUCACUCAGACAAAGCUCGAUUUCUUUUUUCUCUCUAAACGCUUGAUAGCUUUCUAAGUAAAGGUCAGUUUAAUAUUUAUUUUUUUCCUCAUUUUUCUAUUCUCGUACAAAAGUCUCAGCGUAUUCUUUAGAAAAAUAUUCUUAAAACAUCAUCUCACGUCGGAUAAAUGUGUGCAUGUUUACCAUUCAGAAGCGAUAUAAAUAUAGAAAACAUUUCUUCUUUUUUCUUUUUUUUUUUCCUGUGCUUAUUUCGUUUUCGUGCAUCAAGUGUACAAUACGUAUACUACUUAGGAAGCUAUCCGCUGACAGGCAACGAGUGUCUCCUCGUUAUUCCUCUUUUUCCUUCUUCUUGCCAAUUUAUCAUUUUCGCUAAGCACAAAAAACCCAGGAGGGCGAGAAAACGUAACGAUAAUAGAGCGAGAGCGAUUACACGUUUUACAAAGAGGCCCUUUGAUUCGCCGUUGAAAAGGCUUUUAUACGCGCGGUUAUUAUCGUCGUCUUUUAAUAGAAAAACUGCGGUUACAAUCUACGGGAUCACAGAGAGACUAUGAAUUUUCCGAGUGAUAAAAUAGAGGAUACGAAUAAUUAUAUCUGUUUGCCCCCCUCCCCUUUCUUUUCCUCUUUCUUCCUUUGCCUGUUUAUAUACUUGAGUACAAUCAAUGAAAUUAGAUGGCCGAUUCGCUACGUCGGUAUACGCUCCAUCAAUCUUAAAAAACUGACGAAACGUAUUAGCACCCUUUAUCGGUCAAAUACGCGAGGCUAUCUCAAAAAUCGGUUCUCGUCUUUUUCAUACUUUUUCUCCAGUAUCUUUUGAUAUACAUAUUGCAUUUUUAAUAAUAAACGAGAUUUAAACUAAGACUAAUCUAACGUAAUACAUAUAAUGUAAAAUUAUACGCGAAAAGAAUGAUACAAUUUUCAGACUUUCAGAAUGCAAAAAUGCAGUAAAUGCAUUUGAAAUAUUGGAGAAAAAAUUAGCCACGCAUAUUCGUUACGAAACGACAUUUCUAAAAGUGCACCGACAAUUGAAAAGAACGAGUUAAUAUACGAUUGAUAACAUUUCCCAAUAAUGUUCCGUAUCGUUGGACUUAUUUUUUUCUAACUACCAAUGAUAGAAAUACUGUACAUCAGUUCGUUUAAAACUUUUCAGUUCGAUGGUUGCCAACGAUACGUGGAACAGAGGGUAGCGAUAUCGUUCGUGUACAAUUCAACAUUUUUUUAUUAUUAAUCGAUCCGAAAGACGGGUAAUCGAGAUGAACAAGUAGAUAUAUAAAUUAUAAAUACACUUUUUGUUUUUUUGCCUUUUUUUUUUUUGUUUUCUUUUGUGAAAUCAGGAUUAAUAAUCCUUCGGUUAGACUCGUAAAAC